Messenger RNA from Lutzomyia longipalpis, 1505 nucleotides. Its product is annotated as tRNA (guanine(37)-N1)-methyltransferase. The transcript has a single exon. The coding region runs from base 131 to 1483 and encodes 450 amino acids. Gene Ontology annotation, cellular component: mitochondrial matrix; cytoplasm. Lineage: Eukaryota; Metazoa; Arthropoda; Insecta; Diptera; Psychodidae. Gene Ontology annotation, biological process: mitochondrial tRNA methylation; tRNA N1-guanine methylation. The record is from RefSeq and is a predicted model, not a curated record.
UAUUUUUGUGGGACACUCUAAUAAAUCCAACAACGAGGCACGAUUCCAAACAAAGUUUCUUCCUGGUGAAUUUUCUGACCAUAAACAGGUAAUUAUUGCCCAAAACAUCCACAUCUCUACCAUCCUGUCCAUGCUUGAGAAAUCCUCGUGGAGGAAGACCCUGCGAAUCAUUUGGAUUUCAAUAAGAACAAAACGCUACGCCCGGAUGACGGAUUGUGGGGAUUUUGUGCCUGCAAAAGCACGUGGGAUGACAAUUCUGGACAGAAGUGUCUUCCAGCAGACAGUUUGUGUUCCCCAGUUGACCAUUGAAGCUGCCCACUUGGCAAAAGUACUCCCAAUUUUGAGGAAAAAACUACUAAAACUCGAGCAUUUGCGUCCAGUUUCUGGGCAAGAUCCCAAGACUAUCCUCCUUCAUCCAGGGCAUGUGAAAUCCUGGGAGGAUGUGAAAGCACUGGAAGAAGUGAAAAUCCUCCCGGGAGCACUAAACUUCCGGGAAAUUGUAGUUUCCUAUGAGAAUUUCAAGUCAGACGAUAUUUUUCGGGCUGUUCUUCCGGAUGGGCAGGAGAAUCUCUCAUCCUUCUCACGCAUUGGACAUAUUGUGCAUGUAAAUCUCAAGGAGCACCUUCUCCCCUAUCGCCGGCUCAUUGGGGAGGUUUUCCUGGACAAAAUUCCCAAUUGCCGGGCAGUUGUGAAUAAGAUUCAGACAAUUGACAGCAAAUUCCGGAACUUCCAGAUGGAAUUGCUAGCCGGUGAGGAGGAUUACAAGGUGGAAGUGCGUGAGAAUGGGUGUGUGUUUGAGUUUGAUUUCGCAAAGGUUUACUGGAAUCCCCGGCUGGCCAGUGAGCAUGAGAGAAUUGUUAAAUCCCUAAAGCCUGGAGAUCAUUUCUGUGACGUAUUCGCCGGUGUGGGGCCUUUUAGUGUUCCAGCAGCGCGGAAAUGUCACGUUCUGGCGAAUGAUCUCAAUCCUGACAGCUUCCAAUGGCUUCAGCACAAUGCCAAGAGGAAUAAAGUUGAGAAAUCCCUGAAAGCUUUCAACAGAGAUGGCAGGGAAUUCAUCCGGAAGGAAUUGAAGGAACAUUUAAUGGAGUUCUGGAAGCUCAAUGAUCCCGAGAAAACCUUUGUGAUUGCCAUGAAUCUCCCAGCUAUGGCUGUGGAAUUCCUGGACACCUUCCCGGGGCUCUUUGCUGAUCAUCCUGAAGUGCAAACUCCCGGAAGAUCCCUCCCUGUCGUCCAUGUGUACACAUUUGUCAAAGGAGGCCCCGCAGAGGAUGCCCGGAAGGCUGCAGAAGCAAAUCUCGGGCAGGAAAUUACAAACUUCGACGGGGUGUCCUUUGUGAGGAAUGUAGCGCCCAAUAAGGACAUGUUUAGGGUUACUUUCCACCUCACAGAUGACAUCCUCUUCACCCGGAAAGCCCCAAAACGCCCCACAGAAGCUCCACAUGGGGAGACAGCAGCAAAAAUUCUCUGUAGAGAUGACCAAUAAAUGCCUCUUGGAAGAUGAAGAA